Messenger RNA from Plasmodium vivax (malaria parasite P. vivax), 2142 nucleotides. RefSeq lists its product as hypothetical. The coding region runs from base 1 to 2142 and encodes 713 amino acids. The record is from RefSeq and is a predicted model, not a curated record. The transcript has a single exon. NCBI's taxonomy places the organism in Eukaryota, Apicomplexa, Aconoidasida, Haemosporida, Plasmodiidae.
AUGGAAGCAGCCAGCAGCUAUGACAGAAAUGAUACGCUUAGGAGUGCAAAAAAUGGGUCUACAAAAAAUAAUAGAGAACAACAGGAUGAAAAAAAUGACAGCCAUUUAUUGACCAUAUAUUCGUUCAUUAGCAGCUAUGUAUUUAAGGAAGACAUGAAUUACGACGAAAAUGACAGCAGGUACGAGUUGCUAGAGAGCCAGGAUUUGGAACAUGAAGGCUGCGAAAAGAAGGUCAGCUUUAGUGAGUAUAACGAAAAGGUGUACCGGUAUUACAGGGGCAGGAGUGGAAGCGACCAGGAGGGAGAAGGGGAGGAGGAGGAGCACGAAUAUGAUCAUGAGGAGGAGGAAGAAGAGGAAGAGGGGGACGAUGAGGAGGAAGAAGAGGAGGAGGAAGACGAAGAGGAUGAAGAGGAGAACGAAGAAGACGAACGCGACUGCCCUGCGGACAGCGGCGUGCAUCCCAUGGCGAGCGCAAACGAAGAAGACAUAAUCGUGCAGGGGAGCGUCCCGCGAAAAAAGGGAAAAUCAAAAAGCCGCAGAAAAAAGGGAACACCCCCCACAAAAAAUAAUAUGACCCAGAUGAAGGAUGCAAAAUACAGAAAUAAGAUACGCAAAAAGGGGAAAAAAAAGAAAAUACAUAACGUAAAUGAGGACUGUAAGGAGGACCACAGCAACGGGCCCAUAAAAAGAAACAUUAACAACAUCUCCAAAUAUUUCAUGCUGUCCAUGGAUAAUAUAAACGAGCAAGAAAACAUUUUUAAAGAUGAAAAACAGUUGUCCAGACAAAUGUCCUACUACAACGAUGCGUAUUACUACACCUCCGAAAUGAUAUAUAAAAAUAAUAAGCGGCACAAAGAGAAGUUCGCGCUGUACUUGAGAUUAAUGUCUUUGUUUGUCAACAUAAUGAUUGGGAUUUACCUCAUAACGCACUUCCCCCACACGAAUAACGAAUUUGAGAUGAACUCGCAGAAUAGGCACUCCAGGGAACACGAAAGUUUAAAGGAAAUUAUUCGAAAUAGACUAGACCCUGCUAAGAAUGGCCCACCUGCAGCGUAUGGCGCACCUGCAGUGUAUGGCGGGAGCGCGGAUGAGCAUAUGAGCGCACUGACUAGCCAAAGUGAAGUGCUGCAAAAUAAUGAAAAAAAGAGGAAAUAUUUGGACAUCCUCUUUAGAGGUAGUUCAAAGGAUAAGGGAAACGAAAAGGGAAUGGAAAAGGGGAAGAGGCCCAAUUCGGCUUCUCCCUCGAAGGAUGAGAACAACCUGGAUAGCAACGAGGAGGGUAAAAACGCUGUCCUGACAAGGGGCAAUUCUCCCACUCCCGCCUCAAAAAGCAGCAACGAAAGCGCAAAGGAAACCCCCCAAGUUAAUAACCUUAUCACAGAAAUUGACAUAGUAAAUUUAAUCGAUGACGAAUACAUAAUGCACUACAUCUAUCUUGAAAUGAACAAAAUAUAUAAAUAUGCAAUAUAUUCCUUCUUUGGAGAAUUGCUGGUAAUAUCUAUCAUUGUCUUUUCUCUAUUCAUUUUACGGAUCAUUAUAAAAGACAACAAUAAAUUCAGCGUAAUCCUAACAAUGUAUGGCAUAUUGUAUAAAAUAUUUUGCUACAUAUUCGCUCACUACGUAUUAGUUAUGGGUCUGUAUAUCCUAUCCAUUUAUUACAAUAUAUAUGUAAAUAAAGAUAUAUAUGAACAUAGCUUUAAUUUUUUUUGUUACCACUAUGUUUAUAAUAAUCUGCACAUACACUUCCUCAUGUUGUUUUACGCAUUUCAAAAUAUCAUCUUCACCAUAAAUGACGCAUUCAAUUGCAUCAGAAUGAUGUUUAUAAUAUUCAAGCAUAUUAUGGUUAGAAUAUAUGAGAAAAUUACUUGCAAAAAUUUUAUUACAUUUUACGAAUUAAAGGAAGAUAAAUCCCCCUUGUCUUUGAAUUGUAUGAAUAAAUUUAAGAAGAAGUGCAACAUGAAUAAUAAGUGCUGUCGCGAUAAGACCUGCGUGGAAAUAGACAUCGACGAAAUUCACGAGUUGGAGUAUGACAAGAGUCAGCUGCCUUUCCCCAGCCUACAUCAGAAGCCAUAUUGCAAAAAUUUAGAUAUUAAGACGUAUGAGCAGUCCCUCCUCAACAUGCGCAACCCCAUCUUUAAGUAG